Ostrinia nubilalis (European corn borer) is the source of this 4198-nucleotide messenger RNA. RefSeq lists its product as uncharacterized. Bases 78 to 3287 code for a protein of 1069 amino acids. The transcript is spliced from 14 exons. Gene Ontology annotation, cellular component: Golgi membrane. The record is from RefSeq and is a predicted model, not a curated record. NCBI's taxonomy places the organism in Eukaryota, Metazoa, Arthropoda, Insecta, Lepidoptera, Crambidae. Gene Ontology annotation, biological process: intracellular protein transport; vesicle-mediated transport.
AUCUGUCAAGUUUACUUUCGCUAUUUUUGUUUUGUAAAAUUGAAUUUUAGGUAAUAAAAUACACAAAAAUUAACAAAAUGAAUGUGAUACAAGCAGUUAAAAUGUACAUAACCAAAAUGACGGAGGAAAGCGGCCCCGGAAUGAAAGUAAUACUUAUGGACAAGGAGACUACCAGUAUAAUAAGCAUGGUAUUUAGCCAAUCGGAGAUUCUCCAGAAGGAGGUAUAUCUUUUCGAACGUAUCGACAAUAUCAGCAAAUGGGACAACAUGAAGCACAUGAAAUGUAUUGUGUUUGUGCGACCGACGUCAGAAAAUGUAGCUCUGCUGUCCAGAGAGCUGAGGCAUCCAAAAUAUGGGGUUUAUUUUAUAUACUUCAGUAACGUGAUCUCCAAGUCAGACGUGAAGACGUUGGCGGAGUGUGACGAGCAGGAGACAGUGCGUGAGGUGCACGAAGUGUUUGCGGACUACCUGGCCGUGGAUCAGCAUUUGUUCUCGUUCAAUAUCGUUGGCUGUAUGAAUGGUCGUUCCUGGAACCAGAACCACCUCCAGCGCUGUUCUCAAGGCCUCCUAGCGCUCCUGCUCUCUCUCAAGCGUCGCGCCGUCAUCCGCUACGACGCCGCAUCAGACGGCUGCACUCGUCUAGCGGAGAGACUUAGAGACCUGCUGCGGAGGGAGGCAGCGUUGAUAGAUAAUAACGUGCCUGUCACCGGAGACGUGCCUACGCCUAUCGUGCUGAUACUGGAUAGGAUGGAUGACCCGGUCACUCCGCUGUUGAACCAGUGGACAUACCAGGCGAUGGUGCACGAGCUGUUAGGGCUGCACAACAACCGCGUGAGCCUGCCGCAAGCACAGCAGGACUUGCGUGAGGUAGUCCUGGCUUCGGAGCAGGACGAGUUCUACGCUAAGAACCUGUACUCCAACUUCGGCGAGAUCGGGCAGACGAUGAAGCUAUUAAUGGACGAGUUCCAGAAGAAAGCCAAGAGCCACCAGAAGGUCGAGACCAUCGAGGAUAUGAAGAACUUCGUCGAGCAGUACCCGCUGUUCAAGAAAAUGUCAGGAACAGUGACGCGCCACGUGACAGUGGUAGGCGAGUUAUCGGCGUUGGUAGCGCAACACAACCUGUUAGACGUUUCUGAGUUGGAGCAAGAAAUCGCCUGCCAGAGCGACCACGCCAAGCAUUUACAGCGAAUCAAGGCGCUCCUCGCCAACGAAUCGGUUCGUCACCACGACGCGCUCAAGCUCGUACUUCUCUACGCACUGCGCUACCACACACAUGCAAGCAACGCGCUACCGUCACUGCUGCAGGCGCUAGCAGCCCGUCAGUGCCCCGAGCCCAAGGACGCGACGCCACGCUACAGGACGCGACGCGACGCUACAGGACGCGACGCGACGCUACAGGACGCGACGCGACGCUACAGGGAGCGACGCGCUACCGUCACUGCUGCAGGCGCUAGCAGCCCGCCAGUGCCCCGAGCCCAAGUGAGUGACGCGCUACAGGACGCGACGCGACGCUACAGGACGCGACGCGACGCUACAGGACGCGACGCGACGCUACAGGACGCGACGCGACGCUACAGGACGCGACGCCACGCUACAGGACGCGACGCGACGCUACAGGACGCGACGCGACGCUACAGGACGCGACGCGACGCUACAGGGAGCGACGCGCUACCGUCACUGCUGCAGGCGCUAGCAGCCCGCCAGUGCCCCGAGCCCAAGACGCGACGCGACGCUACAGGACGCGACGCGACGCUACAGGACGCGACGCGACGCUACAGGGAGCGACGCGCUACCGUCACUGCUGCAGGCGCUAGCAGCCCGCCAGUGCCCCGAGCCCAAGUGAGUGACACGCUACAGGACGCGACGCGACGCUACAGGACGCGACGCGACGCUACAGGGAGCGACGCGCUACCGUCACUGCUGCAGGCGCUAGCAGCCCGCCAGUGCCCCGAGCCCAAGACGCGACGCGACGCUACAGGACGCGACGCGACGCUACAGGACGCGACGCGACGCUACAGGGAGCGACGCGCUACCGUCACUGCUGCAGGCGCUAGCAGCCCGCCAGUGCCCCGAGCCCAAGUGAGUGACGCGCUACAGGACGCGACGCGACGCUACAGGACGCGACGCGACGCUACAGGACGCGACGCGACGCUACAGGACGCGACGCGACGCUACAGGGAGCGACGCGACGCUACAGGACGCCAGUGCCCCGAGCCCAAGCGCGUGCUGCUGGCGCUGGAGCUGUGGGCGGCGCGCGCGCGCAGCGAGCGGCUGUUCCGCGCCAUGACGCCGCACUCCAUCACCAAGCGGCUGUUCCAGGUCAGUUCCGAUGGUCAGGGCUCCAUAGCACAGCAGGCCCCGCCCUGGCAGGGAGCCUCACACAACCCACGGGUCACUCCGGGCAGCGAGCGGCUGUUCCAGGUCAGUUCCGCUGGUCAGGGCUCCGUAGCACAGCAGGCCCCGCCCUGGCAGGGAGCCUCACACAACCCACGGGUCACUCCGGGCAGCGAGCGGCUGUUCCGCGCCAUGACGCCGCACUCCAUCACCAAGCGGCUGUUCCAGGUCAGUUCCGCUGGUCAGGGCUCCGUAGCACAGCAGGCCCCGCCCUGGCAGGGAGCCUCACACAACCCACGGGUCACUCCGCGCAGCGAGCGGCUGUUCCGCGCCAUGACGCCGCACUCCAUCACCAAGCGGCUGUUCCAGGUCAGUUCCGAUGGUCAGGGCUCCAUAGCACAGCAGGCCCCGCCCUGGCAGGGAGCCUCACACAACCCACGGGUCACUCCGGGCAGCGAGCGGCUGUUCCAGGUCAGUUCCGCUGGUCAGGGCUCCGUAGCACAGCAGGCCCCGCCCUGGCAGGGAGCCUCACACAACCCACGGGUCACUCCGGGCAGCGAGCGGCUGUUCCGCGCCAUGACGCCGCACUCCAUCACCAAGCGGCUGUUCCAGGGGUUGAACGGCGUGGAGAACAUCUACACGCAGCACACGCCCGUGCUCAAGGAUACUCUUGAAGACCUCAUCAAGGGCAAGCUGCGAGAGAACCUCUACCCCACGCUUGGAGGCGACGACUCCGGCUACGGGCGGCGCCCUCAAGACAUUAUAGUCUUCAUGGUGGGCGGGACCACCUACGAGGAGGCUCUCUCAGUCCACCAGGUCAACCAGGCCUACCCUGGCGUCAGGGUGGUGCUAGGAGGCACUACCAUACACAACUCGACGAGCUUCUUCGAGGAGGUCCAGGCUGCGAUGCAAGGUGUCCAUAGAACGCAUACCAGGCAUAUUAAGAAUGUUUAAGGCUGGGUUGCACCAUCUUACUUUAACUUUGACAAAUGUCAAAAAUCUGUCAAACUUCAUACAAAAAACACUGGUUAUCGUUAUAGUUACGGUCAAAGUUGGGUAGUGCAACUCAGUCUAAGUGUAUGGUAGUUAGAAAUCGUGAAUGUAUUAUGGACUAUGGAAAGCACAGUCGAGCUAUUACGAGAGGCAACGUAUCGUAUCGUGGUACAGUCAGCGUUGAAGAGUUCGUGACGCCCAUUGUGGCCAAAAACCUUAUUCCAAUGUAAUAAAGACGUGUUGCGAACUUUUUGACUUUUUACUUUGGGGCUAGAUGGCGCUGUGUGAAAUUGUCCAAAGAUAUUUAUUUUUGGCUACUUUGGGUGUCACGAACUCUUUGACGCCGACUGUAAUAUAAAUAUAUCUUUAUUUUCUCAUCACACAAUCAGCCGGACUAGGGUGUGCGCCGUGAUAAAAUCUUAUUGAUGAAUUUAGACGACAAAUGUAUGGACUUAUCGCGUAAACUCGAUAAAAUGGUGCGAUUAAAGCUUAUCGCGGCGUAUUCUGUUGUGUGACUGAUUCAUAUGCUAGUUAUUAUAUCCAGUUAAGAAAACAUACAAUAAUUGAUGUUUAAUUUUUUUCCACGAUAGAUUAUAACGUGUCGAUCAAUGCCAAAUGAAUUAUUUUUGUUUAAAGUUCCAAUGAAUUAUUUGUGAAAUAUUAAACCUUAUUUUGAGUAUUGAAAAAGUAUGUCAAGUUGCAUUCCAUUCGUGUAAAUGUUCAUUGUUACAUUGAAUAUCGUGUAUUAUUAUUUUGCCAGAGGUGUUUGAGUGAUGAGUGUACAGUGUGAUUAAUUUAUUUGUUAAUAUUAAGUUAAAGUUAUUUAUGUAUUAUUUUAUGGAAAUAUAAAUUGUGAUUAUUCAAGAAGUUAA